This is a messenger RNA of Arabidopsis thaliana (thale cress), 219 nucleotides long. RefSeq lists its product as uncharacterized. NCBI's taxonomy places the organism in Eukaryota, Viridiplantae, Streptophyta, Magnoliopsida, Brassicales, Brassicaceae. The transcript has a single exon. The record is from RefSeq and is marked reviewed. Bases 1 to 219 code for a protein of 72 amino acids.
AUGAUUCAAAACCCUAAUUUAAGCGAUUCAAAUCUGAACUCGUCCUGCAAUGAAGACUUCGAAUUGCCCGAUGGAAGUAAACACCAAAAUCGUGAAAAGGAAGAAACUCACCGGCUGAACUUCAGAGCAAUUGAGAAAAUCGAUGAUCCAACUGAAGCGGAAGACAGAGAAUCUAAGAAGAAGCGAAACCUUAGAGGAGUAAAAACCCUAAAAUGUUGA